AUUGCUCGUACCUAGCUCGGGAUCCCGAGAUACUCGGUUUCGAUGAGGCCACCUGUGCGCUGGAUUCGUUCUCUGAAAAGGCCGCUCAGGCCGCUAUAAAUGCUGCAACGAAGCAAUGCACGACUAUCGUCAUCGCACACAGAUUGUGGCCGAUCACUAACGCCGACAAUAUCGUGGUCAUGGCCGAGUGAAGUGUUGUCAACCAGGAACGCGUACCGAGCUUAUGUCACACGAUGGAUUAUAUGCCGAAGUUGAUUGCACACUAGCAUAUCAAAGGACAAAGUCCCGAUAUGUCUCCAUCAUUACUCGCCACCGAUUCGACAAAGGUGCAAACUCGUCAAGUGUCACACGACGAAAACAUUAAAAGCUUAUCGCUAAUGCUUCUUGAGUCAAAGAUGGAUCCUGACAGGUCGAGUAAAGCAAGCAACACAAGAUUGAUCUUGUUCAUGCUUGCGUCGAGCCAACGAGAUUGGAAAAUACUGCUUAUUGGGAAUGCAUGUGCCUUGUUCGGUGGCUUACUGUUACCUGCGUUUAAUCAUGUAUAAUCAUGUUCAUGCCUCUACGGAAGAUACUGAUGCUUUUACUAGAUGAUCCAUAUUAACUGCAGAGUUGAGAUUCAUCCUUGAAAUGCCUUGAGAUCGAUACGGAGAGCUUCGACAUCGCGCCAAUAUCUAUUAUAGUCUUUUUGUGCUUCUCGCUUCAUGCCAGGCUGACCUUCUGGAUGAUUAUUUGCGUGACCCUGUCCAUAGCGACAUAGAAUCUAUGGCAAAGUGUUCGAGAAACAUGUUGUAAGCGUAUCAUGCAGCAGGACGUGGCAUUUUUGACAGGAUGGAAAGCUCACCAAGCGCGCUCGCGGGUGUUUCGUCCAAACGUUUUGACGAUCUUACAGGCAUAGCUGGUCUAGCCGUCAGCGGCAUUAUGACAGUUGUGGCUACCAUUGUUGGAGGGAUUGUGCUUCCAGUAGUUAUUGAAUGGAAUAUGCUAGAGAGCUUGUCAG
Messenger RNA from Dothidotthia symphoricarpi CBS 119687, 997 nucleotides. RefSeq lists its product as uncharacterized. The record is from RefSeq and is a predicted model, not a curated record. The coding region runs from base 291 to 545 and encodes 84 amino acids. The transcript has a single exon. Lineage: Eukaryota; Fungi; Ascomycota; Dothideomycetes; Pleosporales; Dothidotthiaceae.